AUGCUUCUUUUCUAUUUAAUUCAACUCGUCAUUUUUUACCAAUUAUCAACAGCUUUCCCAAGAAAUUUUGGCAAUCAUGAUAUAUCAGCAAAAGAAAGUACGGAUGGCAUUGCACGAUUUUUUAUUAUUGGAGACUGGGGUGGUGUACACGUUCCGCCAUAUAAAACACCGUCCGAAAUUGCUGUAGCUCAUGCUAUGGGUAAACUAGGCAAAACAUUUAACACAAGCUUUCAGCUAGCAUUAGGUGACAAUUUCUAUAGUCAUGGUGUACAAUCAGUUACCGAUCCAAGAUUUAAACAUACAUUUGAGGAUGUAUUUACAGCUGAAUCAUUACAAACACCUUGGUAUGUUGUAGCUGGUAAUCAUGAUCAUCUUGGUAACGUUUCAGCAGAAAUUGAAUAUAGUAAAAUCUCACAUCGAUGGACAUUUCCAGAUUAUUUCUAUGCAUUCAGUUUGAUGCAAAGUGAUAAACAAAAGAAACUAGUCGACUUUGUCAUGAUCGAUACUAUUUUACUUUGUGGAGGUGGAAAUCUAUCUGAUUGGGAAGAUACUCCAUUAGAUGGUCCUAAAAAUAGUCGUGUAGCUGAAGCUUAUUGGCAAUGGAUUGAAGGAGAACUUCGACAAUCAACAGCUCCAUAUUUGCUUGUGGGUGGUCAUUUUCCAGUUUAUUCAGUUGCCGAACAUGGUCCAACUAAGUGUCUUGUUGAUCGUCUUCGUCCAUUACUCCAUCAAUAUCAUGUAACAGCAUAUGUUUGUGGUCAUGAUCAUAAUCUUCAACAUCUAGCUGAAGAUUUGGAUGGAUCAAAAAUGAACUAUUUUGUUGUUGGUGCUGGAGGUGUCGUUGAAAACAGUCAUGCCCAUGCCAGUAAUGUUCCUGCUGAUUCACUCAAAUAUUUCUGGGGUGGCGAUAUAAUUCUUGGUGGUUUUGGUUUAAUGGAAAUCAACAGUACUCAAAUGACCUUUUCAUUUAUUGAACACACAGAAAAAACAUUGUAUCAAACAGUAUUGAAGCCUCGGGUGUAA
Molecule: messenger RNA, 1023 nt
Organism: Adineta steineri
Lineage: Eukaryota; Metazoa; Rotifera; Eurotatoria; Adinetida; Adinetidae
Source: the annotation of a GenBank genome assembly